Messenger RNA from Monodelphis domestica (gray short-tailed opossum), 932 nucleotides. The record is from RefSeq and is a predicted model, not a curated record. Lineage: Eukaryota; Metazoa; Chordata; Mammalia; Didelphimorphia; Didelphidae.
AUGGUGCUGCAAGGUCUGGGUCCGAGCGAGGCCAGAAAGGGGCAGAAGGACGUGCCGGUACAAGAGGACGGGGAGCGUCUCUCUAACGGGGGCGACGACUCGGACGUCGGGGGGAGGCCCAAGCAUCGUAGGAUCGCCACGGCCGCGUCACGCCAUGAGGAGGGACCCAGGAACAGCCACCCAAGGUCACCCAGCGAGAAAAAGACUCGAGCCUCGGCGGGGCCAGUGACAGCAUCUCCUGCUCUGGCUCCCCGAGUCGCCUGCCUCAGGGCCCCUCUGAGUCUGCCCCGGACAAGGGCCCCAAAGGGAGCGGCCGCGGCCUCGUCCCCUGCUCCCGGCCUGGACCUUGUUGGCUUCUUCCAGUUCGCGAGCUCCAUGCCUGGAUCAGCAAAGAGCAGCCUCCUGGCCGAGGCCGAGCAGAGCAGAGAGGAGGGCCCCGAGGGAGACGCUGGGCUGGCCAGGCCGGGCCCUCCGAACGGCUUUUCUGGGAAGUGUGGCGGCACCCAGCCUGCACGCCCAGGCCAGGGCGAGCGGGCGGAGGAGCGAGACCAGCCGGAGCCUGGAGAGCCGCUGAUCAGGGCCAGGGAAGGACCAGCCGGACACCCGCUCGCCGGAGACGGGAGGCUGCGCGCUCUGGAGGCCCGGCCAGGCACAGGGGACCCCGGGGGAGGCUCACCUCUCCACGCCUGCGCCAUUCUUCCCACACGUGCCCAGCCAGCCGGCAGCCUUCCUUCUGCCCGUCCUUCUCCCUUCGGGGUCCCCCCUGCCCAGCGGGGGCGUGUGUUUGUGGGAGACCAGCGGGGAGCAUGUCUGUCGUGUAAGUGAUGCCCCUUCCUUCUGGGGUGGCUGCCCUGAAUAACGACAAGAGGAAGAUUUAGCGCGUCUCCUCCCAGGUAAGUCUUCGUGGUUGUGAAAAGGAGUAGAGCGUGUGC